AAUAUACGCAUAAUAAUAUAUAUUCAAAAUAUAAGUUAAUAAAUAUAUUAUGCAGAACAACUUCUUUGCAUUUCCUGUCAAAACGUCUGACAAAUGGGAUGUAUACUGAUUGCAUUGGCUGGAAUUUUUUUGGCUGGCAUGAACAUUGACUAUAUUCUGCUUUGUUUAAAUAGAACCUAUUUCAGAGAAAUGCAGGACCAAUUCCCAGAACAAGGUCUCUACACUGUCAUACAAAUUGUUCCAGAUUUCUUAAAUAUCUUGGCAUCGGUCAUGCUAAUAUUUGCAAUCAUAUCGUUUUACAUCAGCAUCAUUGGGCUCGAAUUUAAUUAUAAAUGAGAGUAUUUGGCACAAUUUAGGUAAGU
This is a messenger RNA of Drosophila simulans, 362 nucleotides long. RefSeq lists its product as uncharacterized. The transcript is spliced from 4 exons. NCBI's taxonomy places the organism in Eukaryota, Metazoa, Arthropoda, Insecta, Diptera, Drosophilidae. The record is from RefSeq and is a predicted model, not a curated record. Bases 94 to 336 code for a protein of 80 amino acids.